AUGAUCCAUAAUGUGGUACCAUCGGACGCUCAACGCCAUGCUUUCUUAAAGCACUUGCUCACUACAGAAGUUUGUUCCUACAUAGCCGAAUACUUGGACAAUCCGUCCACUUAUUAUGAUGCCUUAGUAGGACUGAAAAAGCGAUAUGGUCAACCACAAGUGGUUGCUCGGAGCCAUUUAAUGGUCCUUAUGAAUCUUCCAUCGAUCCGAGAUGAUGAUUCAGAGGCACUAGCCAAGCUCAACCGAACUCUUCUUGGAGCCAUGCAUGCCCUGAGGACCGGCGGUUAUGAGCAAGACUUGGAAUCGGGAAUGACUUUAGAACACGUCGUCUCUCGUUUAUCUCCGCGAAUGAGAAGUAGCUGGGGCGUUAAAGUGUAUCGGAUGACUCCUACACGAGCUACUCUCAAGGAUCUAGCAAAAUGGAUAGACGAGAUGGUGAUGGGUGAAUUGAUGACCAGGCCGUCUACUCAUAUAUCACCAGCUCCACAGAAGGAAAAGAAAGCGGGAGGUUCUUUGUCUUCCACCAAACCAACUCCUCUCUUUGGUAAAGGUCCUGUGGUCUUUCACACCUCCACAUCUUUACCAGUCAAGAAAUCGCAGCCAAGUAACCCCUCUGAGAGUCAUUCGUCAUUGCCAUCGCCAAAGAAAAGUGUUCUCAAGAAAUGCCUUUAUUGUAAUAACGCGCGUUCGAUAGAAACCUGUUCCAUAUUUAGGGAUCUAGAUGUUACAGCUAGAGUGGAGUGGGUGAAGGAGAAACGACUAUGUUUUAGGUGUCUGAUCGGAACACAUCGGGGAACUGAGUGUCCCACCGAAAUCGUCUUCAAUAUUGGGAACUGUAAUCAGCUACACUAUCCCUUAUUGCACGGAGCGCCUCGAGUUUAUCCUGUGAAUACUUCAGCAACUAAAAACCCAGUUCAGUCAUCAGCAAAGUCGUCUGAUAGUCGUGCAAUGACCAUUAAAAACAGGGAUACGGCUAUCAACACUUCCCUAGCUAUCGUUCCAGUGUUACUUCAAGCUUACGGAGUGGAAAUAGAAACUUUCGCUUUUCUUGAUCCAGGAGCGACCGUUAACCUAAUUCAAGAGGAUGUAGCUAAACAGUUUAAAUCCAAAGGAAAUGCAAAAGGUGUAUCCUUUGGGUCGGAUCACGGCCAAGACCCUCAAUUUCAAUCCACUACGGUUAGUCUGACCGUUAAUACUCGUUACAGAACCUUCGAAGCUGAUUCAAAGCAAGUAUCUACUGUACCCAUUCAGUACUUAAAGUUACAAUGCCCACCGAAGGAGUUAAUGGAGAUCCAAAGUCGUUACCCUCAUCUCAAAGACGUGAAACUGGUUGAUGUGGGAGAACCAACCAUCCUAAUUGGAACGGGAAACCAAUGGCUGGACCUACGUCUCGAUGAAAAACUACCUCCUGUCGGAACAAAAGCCCCCUUCGGUUUAUUGACGCCAUUUGGUUGGACUUGCGUUGCUGAUUUAACAGUAGGAACGCAGCAACAUGCUUCAGCGGUUUGUCGUUCAAACAAACCAUUGCUGGCGGUGCAAAACCUCUGCUGCAGUGUACAAGAAUCGCCGACGGAAGCGCUACGUUUGCGUUAA
Molecule: messenger RNA, 1593 nt
Organism: Daphnia magna
Lineage: Eukaryota; Metazoa; Arthropoda; Branchiopoda; Diplostraca; Daphniidae
Exons: 1
Coding region: 1-1593 (530 amino acids)
Source: RefSeq, a predicted model, not a curated record